Acipenser ruthenus (sterlet) is the source of this 1692-nucleotide messenger RNA. RefSeq lists its product as uncharacterized. Gene Ontology annotation, biological process: interleukin-15-mediated signaling pathway; positive regulation of ERK1 and ERK2 cascade; T cell activation. The record is from RefSeq and is a predicted model, not a curated record. NCBI's taxonomy places the organism in Eukaryota, Metazoa, Chordata, Actinopteri, Acipenseriformes, Acipenseridae. The coding region runs from base 200 to 1633 and encodes 477 amino acids. Gene Ontology annotation, cellular component: external side of plasma membrane; membrane raft. The transcript is spliced from 9 exons. Gene Ontology annotation, molecular function: protein tyrosine kinase binding; MHC class II protein binding.
GGUGGUAACUGCUGCUGUAUUCUGGGUGGGAGAGGAGGUAGUGACAAUAAAAUAUUAAACUUGGACUGAGGUUAGAAGCAUCAAAUACCAAGUUACUGAACUGUAUGCGAGGAGAAGCUGUCAGCGGUCUUUAUACUGCAGUUCUGUACACUUUAAACCAGCAUUGGAUGAAGAUUUGACUCAGCACUCGUGUGAUUAAAUGGAUCAGAACCCUGGAGCUGCUGUUCUCUCUGUGGUAUUGUGUCUGUGUUCAGCAGGGAUCUCGCCUCUAGCAACAGGAAUAGAGCGCUAUGCUCGGACGGGAGACACCGUUGUCCUGCCUUGCAGAGAGGCUUCGGUGGGGUUCAGGGAAUCGAUACAGUGGUCUUACAAUACAGCCUCUGGCACUCGCUCUACUUUAUUCACUCUUCAAAGCUCUGGGACAAUUAUAACUGGAGUAACAAAGCUUAAGGACAGGAAACAGAUUGUGCGCAGCUCAUCUCUAAGGAUACAGGAAUUGAAAAAAGACGACUUUGGGACGUACACGUGUGAUGUUUGCGUUAACAAAGGACUGCACUGCACGACAGUAUCACAGAUUUCCUUGUUGCUUUCAAAAGACCAUGUGACAGGUUGGCCGAGUGGUGACGUCACAGACCAGGAAGUAACCACACACAGACAAGGUACUACGGUUACAGCGUUGGAUCCCAAUACCACAGAGAUAGUGUAUGUCGCGGAGGGAGAAUUCGUUCAGCUUCCCUGUGUUGGGAUAUCAAACCGGACGGAAGGCAGGCAUGUGGAAUGGUCAUUUCAAGCGAUUGGGGAUCAGAGCCGAACCCUUCUCAAUGUGUCUGCACCAGCAUACCCCAGAGUCAACCCCAGAGAGACAGUGAGUCUGCUGCCCAAUGCUUCCCUUCUCAAUGUGUCUGCACCAGCAUACCCCACAGUCAACCCCAGAGAGAGAGUGAGUCUGCUGCCCAAUGCUUCCCUUCUCAUCCAGGGAGUGCAGAGCCCCGACACAGGCACUUACCACUGCAGGAGGGACGAGCAAGAGAAAUACCACAUGCUUACUGUGUGUGUUUUAACAGUGAAAGCGGACGUGUCUAGCCCUGUUUCUAAAGGCACAGAGGUCACUGUAAGCUGCUCCCUGCUCUGUGAUCACACUCCCGAGGACGCUGUGCUUCAGUGGAUGGACAGUAAUGGGACCCUGCUGGAAUCAAACACAACUCUUUCUACUGGUUCCAGUGCAGAGCUGGUGAUUCCCAGUGCCUACAAUACAACCCUGAGCUGCCUAUUACAAGUUAAAGGACAAGCGAGAGCCAGCGUGGAAUACACCAUACCCAUCCACGAAACAGAACAGCAGGGCAGCACUGAAACUGUCCUCCUCCCUGUGUUGUUGGGAGUAGUUGCUGUUUGUGUUGUGAUUGCUGCCAUCUUAAUACUGCUUUUAAGAGGCAGAAGAACAGGAGACAAAGAAAAUGAUGUCGUUGGUGUUCAGCUGAAUUCUACACACUCAGCAAGCCAAGUCCACGAGGAGGAAGAUGAAGUUAAUUACGCUGCAGUAGAAAUUAGACAGCCAGCCAGCACCAAGAGGAGAGAAAUGAUACAAGACGAAGGCAUUUAUUGUCUAAUUCAAAAAAUUAAUUUUGAAGAAUGAAAAAGAUCAUGUGUUUUUACUGUGUAAAAAAAUAUCUUCAAUUAAAAUUAUCAAACAAA